Molecule: messenger RNA, 981 nt
Organism: Capsella rubella
Lineage: Eukaryota; Viridiplantae; Streptophyta; Magnoliopsida; Brassicales; Brassicaceae
Product: dof zinc finger protein DOF3.1
Exons: 1
Coding region: 75-680 (201 amino acids)
Biological process (GO): regulation of DNA-templated transcription
Molecular function (GO): DNA-binding transcription factor activity; DNA binding
Source: RefSeq, a predicted model, not a curated record
CAAAGAUUCAAUCUUUAUUUUCUUGAAUUUUCAAGAACCAAGAAAAGAGAAGAUUUUUAGAAGAAGAAGAAAAAAUGCAGGAUCCAGCAGCUUAUUACCAGACGAUGAUGGCGAAACAACAACAACAACCACAAUUUGCAGAGCAAGAACAGCUAAAGUGUCCACGCUGUGACUCACCCAACACAAAGUUCUGUUACUACAACAACUACAAUCUCUCACAGCCUCGUCACUUUUGCAAAAGCUGCCGUCGUUACUGGACUAAAGGCGGCGCUCUACGUAACGUCCCCGUCGGUGGUGGCUCUCGCAAGAACGCCACCAAACGAUCCACUUCUUCUUCUUCUUCAUCUUCCCCUGCUCCUUCUUCAAACACGAACAAGAAGACUAAAAACCCGGAUCCGGAUCCUGAUCAACAACAAAACCCGGAUUUGGAUCCGACCCGGAUGCUUUACGGGUUCCCGAUCGGUGACCAGGACGUGAAAGGUAUGGAGAUUGGUGGGAGCUUCAGCUCCCUUUUGGCUUCUAAUAUGCAGCUUGGUCUUGGUGGUGGGAUCUUGCUUGACGGGUCGGGCUGGGAUCAUCAUCCUGGUAUGGGUUUGGGUUUGAGGAGAUCCGAACCGGGUGGUAAUAAUAACACUAACCCGUGGACCGAUCUUGCCAUGAACAGAGUCGAGAAAAACUGAAAUGACUAAAGAAGAAGAGAGAGAGAGAGGUGUGAUGAGUGACUCAGUCAGAGACAAGAGAGUUCAUCACGUAGACAAAUGAACAGUAGUUACCAUGUUUAUGUCAUUUUGGUAAUAUUAUUAUUAUUAUUACUAUUAUUCCUCCUUUUAUAUAUUCCUUACUCUCUUUUAAUUCUAUUUAUAUUAAUCGGGUCUGUUUAAUUUUCAAUCUUUGUGUAAUAGAAUGAGAGAACUCUGAUCUGAUGAACAACAUUAAUCUCUGUUUUUGUUUCCUUUUAAAAUGUUUAGUAGAAUGCUAGAA